UAGACUGGUGAUAAACUUGGCACGGAUUGCGUCAGAGCAUAUCUGAGGUACAGAGAGCACGCCACGUUGAUCUCCUCCUUCCUGCACUCCUGAGAGAGUGAGAGAGGGAGCGAGAGAGAGAGAGAGAGAGAGAGCAUGCGCGAGAGAGAGAGAAAGCCAGCGUCCUGUGUUGAGUGAACAUACUCAGAAUGCUUACAGACAUGAUAGCAGAGGAGGAAUUCGAGGUUAAAGAGGAAGAACAGUGGUAUGACCAUCGAGAUCUGGAGCAUGAUCUUCAUUUGGCCGCUGAGCUGGGCAAAACCCUCCUGGAGAGGAAUCAUGAAUUGGAGGAAGGUCUCCAGCAGAUGUACACCACCAAUCAAGAACAGCUACAGGAAAUCGAGCAUCUAUCUAAGCAAUUGGAAAUGCUCAGGUCAGUGAAUGAUCAGCAUGCUAAAGUCUAUGAGCAGCUAGAUGCGACUGCACAAGAACUGGAAAAGAGCAACCAAAGACUCGCCCUGGAAAACCGUUCCGCCCAGCUUAAGAUCGAGGGGCUUACAGAGACCAUAAACGGGCUGCAGGGUCAGGUGGAGGAGCUACAGAGGGAGAUUGAGAAGAUGACACCAGAUCUUCUAGAGCCAGAGAAGCCAGACUUUAGCCAAUCAGACAAGAACACACCCAAUGAGUACUCUGUAUCUGCGAGCACUCCCUCUCCAGAGGCAGAUGAGUGGGAAGAGGAAGAGCACACAGCCCUUUUGCACUCAGUGCACUCACUACAGGCCCAGCUGGAUUUAGAGCGAACCCUAAGAGAGACUGCUGAACAGGAGGCCGAGGCUCUGGCCCGAGAGAUCACUGAGCUGGAGCCACGUGUGACUCUGCUGGAGGGCUAUAAGGCUCGUCUGGCUGAGGUAGAGGCUGAAGUUGAGGAACUACGGCAGCUGUUGCGUUCCGCAACAGACUCACGCAUGCUUCCAGGCACUCUGUUCUUCCCUGCAGAGGAGGAAGUGAGUGAGAUGUGGGAGACAAGGCAAGUGCUGAAGCGCUGCAACAGCGAGAGGGAGCUGCUGGAAGCUGGCAGCAAGGAUGAGGAGCUGAGGAAUGAAGAACACACUGAUGCCUAUAGGGGGCAUUUAGAGACAGUGAAGAGCCAUGGCAUAUCACUGCUAAAUGAGGUGGAUGCACAGUACAACGCCUUACAGAGGAAAUACAAUGCACUCCUGCGCCGCUGUGAAGGUGGUUCACAGUCACAGUGUGACAAAGCUGUGCAGACAGCCACAACCAAUCAGCACUCGAUCCUAAAUCCAGUUAAACACACACGUUCUCAGGACUGUGCUCAGCUGCCUGAGUACAAAACGCUUUUCAAUGAGAUUUUCACUUACAUCCAAAAUAGCAAAAAGGACUUAGAGAUGAACAGAGCCAAGUCAAGUUAAAUGCAGACGAAUACUGUGAAUUUUCCAUGUUCAGCUUCCCAGGACUGUGAGAUUUGUCCUCCAAAGGAAUUGCCAAAUCUCCCAGCAGGCAUCAGUAAUAAUAAGGCAGUGAGGGGACUGUCUGAAUAAACUGGAAUCGCAAUAAGGAUAUUUAUAGCACAGCCAAGCUAGAGCUUCAGAUCUCAUCUUUUAUUGCAGAUAUAGACCUAACUGAAAACGAUUAUCUCCCUUUAAGUCUUUAUGUGCCGUACAUGACAACUUGUGAUCUUUUGUGAUCUUUUUUGCAUCAUUUUUGCUCAUUAUUAUAUGUACUGCUGAUGUUUUAAUGGUGCUGCUACAAAACGUAUAUAGAAAGAGUUACACUUUGAUAUAGAGUUUAAGAAAACCUUUGUCUAGCUUGUACACUUCUCAGAGGUCACAAUAGUUCUACCCGAGGCUCAGAUAUCAGCAACGGUCAGUUUUUGUAAAUUUUGUAUGGUCAGGUUUUGUAAAUUUAUCAGGUUUAUGGAAACACAACAUAUUGAGCACAUAGAUAUCACACACAUACACAUCUUCUUUAUCUUCAUAGACAAUGUGAAACCAGGACAAGAAAACUACCAAUUAAUAAAUCUUAAGCCGUAUGUCUUUUUCUACUUCCUGCUCUAUUUUAGGAUUUGCCUUCUAUUUUAAACAUUUCCUACUUCUAGUCACACCCUGAAAUCCAUGGCCCAAAAACACAAUGAAGUUAACAUAAUAAUUAGUAAUAAUUAGUUCAUGUUAAAUAUGAUGCUUGCUUUACAGUAAUAAUCUUUGUGG
Messenger RNA from Pangasianodon hypophthalmus (striped catfish), 2204 nucleotides. RefSeq names its product cerebellar degeneration-related protein 2b (gene cdr2b). The record is from RefSeq and is a predicted model, not a curated record. The transcript is spliced from 6 exons. The coding region runs from base 189 to 1409 and encodes 406 amino acids. NCBI's taxonomy places the organism in Eukaryota, Metazoa, Chordata, Actinopteri, Siluriformes, Pangasiidae.